UAUAAAACUUAUCCCAACAAUUGCUUACUUCUCAUCACAAAAAUACAAAACACAUUUCAAAUAAAAAAACUACACUGUUUUCAAAUUUAAAAGGAACAGCAAACAAAUAUUAAUCGAUCAACAAUGUCGAAGAACCCGGUUAUAACCGUUAUUGUGGCUUUACUCGCAGUGCUAGCUUUUCCGGUUCGCAGCCAGCAACUGCCGCUUAGCCAAUGUACUCCGUCUAUGAUGACCACUGUUGGUCCUUGUAUGAGUUUCUUAACCAACAGCACCAGCAACGGAACUUCACCGUCGUCUGAUUGUUGUAACUCGCUUAGGUCUUUGACCACCGGAGGAGUGGGAUGUCUCUGUCUUAUUGUCACCGGAAGUGUUCCUUUUAAUAUUCCUAUUAACCGUACAACCGCCGUCUCUCUUCCCCGUGCUUGUAACAUGCCUAGUGUCCCUCUUCAAUGCAAAGCCAAUAUUGCUCCAGCUGCUGCUCCUGGACCUGCUGGUACAUCUGGGCCGGCCAUGUCUCCAGGCCCAGCAACAACUCCAAUUGUUCCAGAGCCGACUCCAGCAGCUCAGACACCACAGUCUGAUACUACCCUACCUUUAACACCAACCGUGGACGGUGCUACUCCUAGAGAUGACGAUGGAGGAAGCACCAGUGGACCUUCUUCUCUCACUCCUUCAUCCGCCUACGCCCUCUCACCAUCGCUUCUUUUCUUUGGCAUCAGCCUCCUACUUCUCAAAUUAUACUGAUUUCUUUGUUCAUUUGCUUUCUAUGUGAUUUGAUUAAUGCGUUGUAGAUUAAUAAGUUUGUAUUGUGGUAUUGUCAUUGUUUUCAGUGAGACGGACUUUGUAAUAUUUGAAGUAAUAUUUCGUUUGCUUGAUGAUUAGUGUUGAUUCUCAAAUUAAAUAAAAAUGGUCAAAACACACAAUCUCCCAACAAAAGCAGAAUCAACGGAACAACUGGAACCAAACAGAAACUUAACUCAGACAG
This is a messenger RNA of Raphanus sativus (radish), 985 nucleotides long. RefSeq names its product non-specific lipid transfer protein GPI-anchored 20-like. Lineage: Eukaryota; Viridiplantae; Streptophyta; Magnoliopsida; Brassicales; Brassicaceae. The coding region runs from base 124 to 744 and encodes 206 amino acids. The transcript has 3 exons. The record is from RefSeq and is a predicted model, not a curated record.